AUGACGCACACUCAACCUCCGCUCAGCCUCCCGUCCUCUCAAAACCAACUUAAGUUAAUUCAAAUUAACCUAGGCAAGGCCAAAGUCGCAACUGACAUUCUUCACCGAGCAGCAACAAAAAUAAAACCGGAUGUUAUAGCUCUUCAAGAACCAUACCAGAGCAAUGGUCAAAUCAAAGGCCUGCCCAACUCCUGGCCAUUGUUCUGCUCCUCCAAUAGGAAAGAUACAAUAGCCCUCGCUAAUCCCACCAUUAAAAUAGCUAUAAUAGGAGUCAAAACAAAUUCAGUAGCCAUCAAAAUUCAAACCUCAUCUCUUCCUACCACAAUAAUAUCAGCGUACUCAUCUCCAGCCUCAUACAUCCAAGAAACCCUUGAAGAGAUUCAAGACCUCAUUGACGCCUUGCCUAGGGAACAAAUCCUAAUAGCCGCAGACCUAAAUGGCCACAACACCCUCUGGGGUUAUGAACAUAAUGACCUCAGAGGAAACCAAAUUCUUGACUUCGCCCUUGCUAACAGUCUUUUUAUCAUCAAUAAGCAAGAUGCCCCACCGACCUUCACCCACUGCGGAACUGAAGGAUGGCCAGAUCUCACCCUCUGCAGCCAAAACCUAAUCCACAUAAUUGCCAAAUGGGAAGUCCUGGAAGAACCGUCCCUCAGUGACCAUAAAUACAUAGAAGCAACAAAUCACCUGAUCUCUACAAUAACAAGAUUUAAAACGAAAUACGGCAACCACAAUAAAAUGCUUAAAUCCCUCCAACCAAAUGUCAGACAAAUCCAACAGACCAUCAACAAUAGUACCACCCACCAGCAACUUAACGAAGCCACAACCCUCCUCCAAGAACAUAUAAUUUCAGCCUGCAAAAAUAGCUACAAACUUAAAACCCAAAAGCACAACCAACAUCCCAACUGGUUCACUCCUAAACUGGAAAUAGAAAAAAAUAGACUAAAGGCACUGAGGAGACGCGCACAAAGAUCGGCAGAAGACCGCCAAGCAAAGUUCCUGCACCUCAAACAGGAAACCGCACAGUACAUGAAGAAAGUCAGAACAGCAAGAAAGGCGGGAUGGAAAGGCUUCUGCUCCCAGGUGACUAACCCAUUUGGCAAACACUACAAAUCAGCAUUCCGGUCCUUAAUAACGCCAGCCCAACUAGUCCUUCUCAAAAAUAAGGAAGCAACAGGAGGUCAACUCAAAAUAGCCAGCGAUAUUCUAAAAGAGAUCUUCCCCCAUCCGACUACUUCUGCAUCUCCAACAGCAAUCUACAGUAUAACACCAGAUACAACAUCAUCAAUGGCCUGCCAAAAGGAAAAGCUCCUGGGCUGGAUGGCAUUGACAACAUUGUCAUCCAGCAAAUAA
Molecule: messenger RNA, 1353 nt
Organism: Argiope bruennichi
Lineage: Eukaryota; Metazoa; Arthropoda; Arachnida; Araneae; Araneidae
Exons: 1
Coding region: 1-1353 (450 amino acids)
Molecular function (GO): catalytic activity
Source: RefSeq, a predicted model, not a curated record